Anopheles arabiensis is the source of this 2532-nucleotide messenger RNA. RefSeq lists its product as uncharacterized. The transcript is spliced from 3 exons. The coding region runs from base 405 to 752 and encodes 115 amino acids. The record is from RefSeq and is a predicted model, not a curated record. NCBI's taxonomy places the organism in Eukaryota, Metazoa, Arthropoda, Insecta, Diptera, Culicidae.
GACGCACGAAGCUCAUUCGUGUGCCCUUCAUCGAGACCGACGGUUGCUGUUUGGACCGGGGGAAAAUCCGGCACUGUUCGAAAGGUAGCUUCGUAAACCCUUUGGCCGCUAACCAAGCGUAUCUAAACAUUCUACUUUGGUGGCGCGAUCGUGUGCGUUUCUUUCUCAAACAAAAGAAAAAAAGCCAUCAAGUGCAUCGGCAAGUGUGACACAGUGGCAGGCCGUUUGCUCGAGCAAGAAUAAAAGACAAUUUUUUCGUGUCUUCAAGCUGAUCUUGGAAGCGUAACGUUUAAUCGACAUUAAAGACAUUCUCGAAAGUUGAGCUCCAAGCAGGUGCAAGAGCAAUCGAUCUAUCGUGCAGUAAAAGAUCGACCAAAGCGCAGUGACAGUUGAACGGUACGGAAAUGGCGCACAAACUAAUAUCGUGUAGUGCCUGUGUGCUGGUGGCGCUUUUCGUGCUGAGUGCAGUGAACGUAUCAAGGCAGGCGUCCCUUUCGCUACGGGUCCUGUCACGUGGUGAGCGAUCCGUGUUUAACCAAACGCACAGCAACAAGACGUGCGAAGGUAACACACCUUGCGGAUGGGCAGUGUACACACCCGCAACAAGGGCGAUCGAUAGCUUCAUGAAAAAUACGUGUGACUGCGAGAAGUUGAAGCAGUGCGUCCGAACGGACGACGAUGUCUCGAUCAGUGCGUACGUCUACCGCUGCCGGGAGCAUCCGGCCAAGGCAAAGUCCGUGCCCGCGUCCUGAGCUGGUAAAAGCGAUCCGAUCGUGUGCUUCGAAUGUCCACCGGUCGGCCAACGGCCAACACGCCGCAGGUUUGCUGGCCCGUGCCACCCCUGGACGCAUGCGGGAGUGUGUAUGCAAACUGUGUAAUUACUUGUAACACCACCUAAAUGCACUAACCAUACUAUUAUUAUACACACACCCACACACUCACCCACAUAAAUAUCUUUAUAAAAGUUUAAAUGCUGAUUUCAAUAGUGGAGAAAGCAAACGAAAUCCAGGAAAGCUGAAAAAACACACCCAUCCAGCGAGAGAAGGAGAGCGAAAGCGAAAGAGUUUGAUGGUUAAAAUAUUUAAAAUUUAUUUAUAUUUGCUUGUUUAAUCGUUUAUCUCUUCAGAAAACAAAAACCAAAUCUACGACUCAUUGUUGCGUAUCUGAUAUGUCUAAUGUUCUUUUUUUUUUUAAACAUUCACCCCAAUCAGCACGUCCUGUUAGCAUUUUAUGAACAUGGUUUUUUUUUUUUAAUUAUUAUUAUUAUAUUAUACUUUCUUUAUCGGUUAAGCUUAGAAGAUAGAGGCCUAAAAUAUGCUCACUUCGGUAGCUCACCUCGGAGAGAGCUUGGGUGGUAGAUAGUAACCCAUAAAAGGUCCUUCCCAACUCAUACGCAGCCAACACAAAUAUGCUUGUAGAAAACGACGUCAUAUUGACGUUGUAUAUCUACCCCGCCAGUUCCGGUUCCAGUUACAUCUCUGUUCCGAUACGUCUCAUACCGAAAAAGAAAAGAAAGUAAAACACAUUUGAUGCUCUGCACUCCGAACCUCAGCUCUCUCCGAAAUGUGACUCAGAAGAACGUUUAAAAUAGAAAAAAAACACUGUAGAAGUAGAGGAGCGAAACAAAAGUUGCUAAAUAGCAUCGGAGAAGCGGUAGCGUUAGCAGUACGGUGGUCCGUGGUUAUAACAAAGGACGUUAAAUAAAACCUCCCAAUCUUUGGAAAAGACUUGAUUAACUAUAUACAUAUGUAUGCGAUCGUCAAGGGGAAAGUAAAGAAAAGGAAAUGCCUGCAGGGCACGAUCGUCCGACGAAGAAUGCGCACAAGCAAACACUCCCACAUUGACGUACGAUUAAUGUAAACAUAUUUUAACAAUCAAACCCUCCCCCGUAAAAACACAACACAAAACAUGCAAAACUCUUGAAAACUCUUUCUAUAUGCUCGCUUCAAAGAGGAGCACAACGAAAAAACAGAUAGGAAAAGCAUGGCACGCCCAAAACAGACUCUACCCACUUCAUAGCGUACUUCCCCUAAUCCACGUGAUCCCCGUACCGAUCGGUCAGUUCAGCUCCCACUUUACUAUGUUUCUGUUGUCUUGAAAAAGUUUCACUCGUACUUAAGGAAAACGGUGCAAAUUAAUUAAUGAUAAGCACGCUACGAAAUGAUCAUAGUUUCGCCCAGUUUCACCAUCCAGCCUUCAGGAAAACAAUAUUAGUGUAACAACACACCAACACCCAUACAUAAACAUCCGUAUCGCUUACAUACACAUACAGUAUUGAAACAUUUUUUCAACCAUUAAAAGAAGAAACAAAACACAACAAGCAAAACCAUAAUUACGUAUAAUAAAGAAACAUACAACAGUUCGUAUUGCUACUCAAGAUAAGUGUUUUGCUCAGAACCGGUAGGCAACGAUCAUGCACGAUCACUAAACGCUAGGCAGUAGUAGGACAUUAUCCACUUCUAGGGGUCGAUUACUAAUUGUGAAGCAGUAUCAAAAUGAUGAAAUAAACAGACCUAAUCAGAAGCAGCUCUA